This is a messenger RNA of Aphanomyces invadans, 636 nucleotides long. RefSeq lists its product as hypothetical. The record is from RefSeq and is a predicted model, not a curated record. The transcript is spliced from 2 exons. The coding region runs from base 1 to 636 and encodes 211 amino acids. NCBI's taxonomy places the organism in Eukaryota, Oomycota, Saprolegniomycetes, Saprolegniales, Verrucalvaceae.
AUGAAAAACAUGGAAAACUACGUCCAUGUGGACGAAAAAUGCUUCUUCCUCAAACUCCCAAAAUGUGCAUUUUACGGACUCUUUGGAGAAAAGACUCCGCCAAGACCGGUGAAACACAAAAGCUUUAUCCUCAAGAUGGAUUUGCCAUCUCCGUCGCCUGCCAACCCGCCAACUCGACCGACACUAACGUGCUGGAUCUUGGAUUUUUUCGUGCCCUAUAAUGUGAAGCGUCAUGCACGAUCAUUGGACGGCAUUGUCACCAACGUACUUGCCGCGUGGAAUGAUGUGCAUUGGACGACGCUGCUUGCCAACUUCCGCACGCUGCAGUUCGUCUUGAUCGAGAUUCUCAAACGUGGUGGCGGCAACGGUUUCCGCUUCCCACAUCCGAAAAAGUGCCAACUGGAGGGCCAAGGCCGACUGCCCGAAGAACCGCUUUGUCCCGUCGACGUUCUUGAGUCUGCUUGUGUCCUUCUCAGCGCCGAGGACGAACGUGUCCACGAUGCGUCCGCCGAAGUGGAAACGGCUCUGGCGUCGAACGAAGUGGUGUUGUGCAAUGCGUUCGAAGAAUUGCAAAUUGGCAUCGAUGAUAUCGACGAGUUCGAUACGGAUUCCCUUUAUGAGUAUAUUCAACUUUAA